Puntigrus tetrazona (Sumatra barb) is the source of this 1625-nucleotide messenger RNA. Its product is annotated as E3 ubiquitin-protein ligase CBL-B-A. Gene Ontology annotation, biological process: ubiquitin-dependent protein catabolic process; protein polyubiquitination. The record is from RefSeq and is a predicted model, not a curated record. Gene Ontology annotation, molecular function: ubiquitin protein ligase activity. The coding region runs from base 108 to 1013 and encodes 301 amino acids. Lineage: Eukaryota; Metazoa; Chordata; Actinopteri; Cypriniformes; Cyprinidae. The transcript has 8 exons.
CAUAACACACUCCCUCUUCGUGACCAUAAGGAAGCGCCUUCGAGCGACACGAGCAGAAAGUAAUCAGAAGAGACUGGACAGACAGACCGAACAGCAGAGGAUCUGACAUGUCCGCUUCAGAGGAAGAGUGUCCUGUGUGCAGGGAAAGCAUACAGAAUCCUUCUCAACCGUCUCCAUGCUGUGGGAAAGUAAUUUGCCAGCGGUGCCUCAGUCAGUCCCUCAGGUACAGGGCUCAUUGUCCACACUGCAGAAGCUCAGUAAACCACCCUGAUCAUGCAAAUAAUCCACUCCCACCUCGUGAUAGUUACGUGCAGCCAAUGCUUCCAGGGGACAUUCAAUUUAAUUCGAGAAGACUUGUUGGCGCAAGCAUACAGACUCGCCUCAGCCAACUUCGAGAUUCGCUGGUUCAGCAAGCAGACGCCGCCCCUCGAGCCAGUCCACCCAAUCAGGUUGCAAUGCCACUCGCCCCACAAAUUCAAGCCCCUCCCCCUUUAAUUUUCUCAGCACGGCCUCGGCUCAGACCUCCACUCGCGAAUCUAAUUGCCGCCCCACAACUUGCACCCAUUAAUGCUGCACCGAGUGGUUUUGUCCAAGUCCUGCCACCUCCUGCCCCAGCUCCACUGCUGCUAAACCCCGCCCCCUUCCAGGAUAAUAUGCAGGCUGAGCUGGAUGAAUGGCCGUGGCAAACGGAGAUCAAUCUAAUGGCGAUGAAUCCACAACCUCAGGGUACAACUGUGAGGACUUUUGCGUGUCCGUACUGCCAGGAGAAUGGACUGGAUGAGCUCGAUCUACGCGAUCACUGCAAUGAACAUCAUGUCAACGACAGCAAACGAGUGGUGUGUCCAGUGUGCGUGCAGACUCCUCACGGGGAUCCACAGUACUACAGCCGCAACUUCAUUGGCCACCUCAACCUGCGCCACUGCUACUAUCUGGACGAUAUAACCAAUCUCACCCAGACUGAUGAGAUGAACAUUCAGUGUGCAAUCCUUGCAUCAUAUAGGGACCAUUUUUAGACCUCGUUUUCAGAUGACGACAACAUUUUCAGCGAUAUUCUUGGACAGCUUUCUUUUCUUGGGAACACCAUUCUGAAACGGAAAGGAUAUAAACAAUUGAGAAAUCAGUCAAAGAAAUGGUAUAUCAAGGAUGUGACAUUUUUCCGAAUGUUAUGUAAAAUAUAAUGUGUGAAUGUGCUGGACCUUUUUGAUUAAAACGAUUUUAAGGUAACAGAACAUGCUUGAUUAUCUGAUUAAGAGAUAUUUUAAAAGGUUCGAUGCAUCUCAGGUAUUGAUCGUGCCUUUAAAAUGACUAGUAAUGAUUUAUCCGCCAAAAACGUUUUGCACAAUUUAGCUCUUCUUGCACUUUCUUUUCAGAUAAAAGGUUUAUUGCAUGUAGUUUACAGUUAUGUUUGUGGUACUGUUUGUGGGAAAAAUGUUUGAAUGAAUUGUUCAAGCCAUAUCUAGCUCUGUAAACCUAUUUAUGCUGCACUCCAAUGUAAAUAAAAAAAAUUGCCAAAAAACGUUUUAAUACAAUAAUCUACUGGGAAAAUACCAUUUUUCAUCACUGCAGAAAAUGUAUGCGAUUUAAAAAAAAAUUUCAUCCAGCAAUAAAAACGUCCAGAAAAUGUA